AAUGAUAUUGCCUGAAAAGGUACUUUAGAAAGCUAAAUCAGAAUUAAAGAAUUGGAAUUAAACUUCUUUAAGUGUUUUAGAAAUGAGUCAUAGAUCACCAGAAUAUCUAUCAAUCCAUAAUAAAUUGUUGAAUGAUUUAAGACUACUAUUUAAUAUUCCUAAUAAUUAUCAAGUAAUCUUAAUGUAAGGAGGAGCCACUUUGUAAUAUUCUGCUAUACCAUUGAAUUUAUUAAAUAAACAUGAAACUGCUGGAUAUAUAAUUACUGGAAAAUAUAGUUAAUAAGCUUACGAUGAAGCUAAAAAAUUUUGUAAUCCUAAAAUUAUUUCUCUUGGAGAAGUUCCUCAUUAAGAUAUUACUUAUUUAUUUUAUGUAGAUAAUGAAAUGAAUGAAGGAAUUUAAAUCAAUUAGCUUCCUCCUUAUUGUGAUAAUAAAAUAGUUGUUUGUGAUAUGACAUCAAGCUUAGGAACUAAAAUUAUAAAUGUUGAAAAAUAUGGAUGCAUUUUUGCAUCAUUAUAAUAUAAUUUAGGAAUUCCUGGGUUGUGUAUUGUUAUAAUUAAGGAUGAAUUAAUUGGAAAAAGUGAUAGGACCAUUCCAUCUAUGGCUGACUAUCAAAUUAUGAAAAUUAAUAAUAGUAUAUAUAAUACUAUACCAUGUUAUAAUGUUUAUAUAACAGGAUUGAUAAUUGAAUACCUAUUAUAAAUUGGUUUAGAAUAGAUUGAAUAAGAAUAACUCAAAAAAUCAAAAUUUAUAUAUGAUUUUAUUGAUUAAAAUUCAGAAUUAUUCACUUAAAAUUGUUGCAAUAAAAAUUAAAGAAGCAAUAAUUCUAUUGUCUUUUAUUCAAAACACUGUAUCAACAAUUAAUUACCUUCUGAAAUUUUAAUUAUUGAGAAAAAUAAAAUAAUUAUCUAAGUUACCAUUCAUACUACAAUAUAAUAAUUAGAAUAAAUUUGUUAAUUAUUGAUUUUGUGA
Molecule: messenger RNA, 970 nt
Organism: Paramecium pentaurelia
Lineage: Eukaryota; Ciliophora; Oligohymenophorea; Peniculida; Parameciidae
Source: the annotation of a GenBank genome assembly